CUGAAUCGUCUAAAUUAUGAACUUGCAGUACUUAUCUGUACGUUAUCGAUAUUGGUUUUUACAUCAUCCAGCCUUGAUUCCUUUAUAUUUGAAAGAAUGUUCUUUUUUUUCUAUUAAAAAGAUAUCCUCUUUAUCUAUUUGUACUUUGAAAUCAUUUCCACGACUUAAAUAUCAUAUAUGUUCGGGGAAAGGUUAUUUUACGAAAAAUUGCUCUAUAUGGGGAUCAGGAUUUACUUGGAUAGUAGUAGGUGGUGUAUUUAUAUACCUGAAUCAAAAUAAAAAAAAUGCUAUUCAAUGUCAAGCUUGCACAGAACAAGAUGCAACUGUUGAUAAAUCAGAUAUUGAUGAAGAUUCUAUUUUUUUUCGUAUGCAUGAGUUUUCUAGUGCAAAACAAAUCGAAAUUGUUAAAGUUUUAGAGACAUUAGAAAGUAAAAAAUUUUCAUGUGAUGUUUGGAAAAAAGAUGGAAUAGUUGGAAAAAGCUGUGUUCUUCAAAAUGGUGAUGUAUUUGAAAAAGCAGGUGUUAAUAUAUCAAAAGUGCAAAAAAUGUUACAUCCUAGUGCUAUAGAGAAAAUACGAAAGAAUCACCAAUGUUUAAAGGAUGUAGAAAAUAUAACGAAAUUUUCUAUAUGUGGAUUAUCAUUGAUUUUACAUCCCCAUAAUCCAAUGGCACCAAGUGUUCAUAUGAAUUAUCGUUAUAUUGAAGUUGAUAAUAUGAAUGGUUCUCCAAAAAUUUGGUGGUUUGGAGGAGGAUCAGAUCUUUCACCUGCUUAUCUUUUUGAUGAAGAUGCGAUUUACUUUCAUCGUACUUAUAAGACAGUUUGUGAUCAUUAUGAUAAGCAAUAUUAUCCGAAAUUUAAAAAAUGGUGUGAUGAAUAUUUUUUUAUUAAGCACCGUAAAGAAUGUAGAGGAAUAGGUGGUAUUUUUUUUGAUGAUCUAGAUGAUAAAGAUCCAGAAGAGAUUUUUUCUUUCGUCAAAGACUGUCUUAAUGCCUUUCUACCUUCUUAUAUUCCAGUUAUUUUGCGAAGAAAGGAUAUGCAUUUUACACCUGAUGAAAAACUAUUUCAGCAGAUAAGACGUGGGAGAUAUGUUGAAUUUAAUUUGAUGUACGAUAGAGGCACUUUAUUCGGGCUUAAUAUCCCGGAAUCUCGUGUUGAAUCAAUUCUUAUUUCGCUGCCUUUGACAUCAUCUUGGAUAUAUCAGUAUGAUUUGAAAGACCCUCGUGAAAAGCAACUAACGGAAGUCCUUAAAAAUCCAAAAGAAUGGGUAUGAUUAUAAUAUAGUAGAAACAGUUCAUACAUAAUUAUGUGACUUAUUAAAUUUAAAUUGUACAUUAGAUUUUUUUAUCUACAAUAUUUGUCCGCAAGA
This is a messenger RNA of Pneumocystis murina B123, 1366 nucleotides long. RefSeq lists its product as hypothetical. Bases 17 to 1270 code for a protein of 417 amino acids. Gene Ontology annotation, cellular component: mitochondrial intermembrane space; cytoplasm. The transcript has 5 exons. Gene Ontology annotation, molecular function: coproporphyrinogen oxidase activity. The record is from RefSeq and is a predicted model, not a curated record. Lineage: Eukaryota; Fungi; Ascomycota; Pneumocystomycetes; Pneumocystales; Pneumocystaceae.